ACAAAAAAAAAAGAAAAGAAAAAGGUCUGUAGAAUUUUUUGUAAGUUACUGAUAAAAACAACUUAUUUUAUUUUUUUAUUGAAAGCUACCAAGAUUUCGUUUUAUAAGAAACUUUUUAAUGAUAGUAGUAUUAGGAAAAACAAAAAAUACUAUCAAUUAUUAUAUCAAAUAUAAUUCGUACAUGAUCGAUAUUGAAAUAUCGCAAUAAGCCUACUACGAUCAUAAAAUAAAAAUCAAACACCGAUAUCCCCGAUUUUCAAAUAGCAAUCGUGGAGAUGGUAACGGUAUAAGCCUCGGUAUAUUUACGUUUGUCAUUGAUGGAAUUUUAGAGCAUGAUUUAUCUAAAUUUCUACGUAAUUAUAUGGCAUGAUCAACGUAGCCACAAAAAAUUUAUGAAGUCUAUAUUCACAUAAUUAAUAUAUUAUUCAUAACAUACAAAUUUUUCUUGUAUCCGUGAAAAAUGUUUCGAAAUAUUGAUUCAACGUUUAAAAAACUACGAUCAUCACAACAAAUCAAUCUCGGUGGAAUAAGGCAUAUACGGGAACCAUUUCAACCAUUAAAACGUUGUCCACGAUGGGUUUGUGUAGAAGACGCUAUAAAAAUAAUAAAUUCAGAACAUCUAGUAUUUAUACAAGGAGGUGCAGCUACUCCGCUGGAAUUAGUAAGGGCUAUGACAGAACAUGGUGUAUGUAAUAAUUUACGUGGCGUUCGGUUGAUACAUAUGGCUUUAGAGGGCGAUGCACCCUUUGCCAAUCCUGAAUUUGAAAAACACUUUAGAUCAAUUAGUCUUUAUAUUGGCGCAAAUGUUAGAGAAGCUGUUAAUGAAGGCAGAGCAGAUUGCAUUCCAUUAUUUUUACACGAGGCACCAAAGCUAUUUUAUGAACAAAGAAUUGCUCCCGAUGUUGCUUUGAUACAUGUUAGCGCACCCGACCCACGUGGAUUUUGUUCACUUGGUGUUAGCGUAGAUUGUACACGUGCAGCUAUUUGUACAGCCAAAGUCAUAAUUGCGCAAGUUAAUGAACAUAUGCCAAGAUCAUUUGGUGACACUGUUAUACAUUCUAGUCACAUCGAUUGGGCAGUCAAAUACGAUUGUCCAUUACCUUGUGUAGCAAGUACUGCGCCUAACGAUAUUGAAUUAGAAAUUGGCAAAUUCAUAGCACAAAGAUUGGUAGAAGAUGGUGCAACUUUGCAGCUUGGUAUAGGAAACAUUCCUGAUGCCGUACUAUGUGCUUUGGUCAAUCAUAAAGAUCUUGGUAUACAUUCUGAAAUAAUCGGUGAUACGAUAGUGGAUCUUGUUGAAAGAGGGAACAUUACAAAUAAAAAUAAGAUCAAACAUAGGGGUCGUCUAGUUGCCUCCUUAGGAAUUGGUACUAAGAGACUUUACGAUUUCUUGCAUAACAAUCCUUUCGUUGAAAUGCUAGCGAUUAAUUACGUCAAUGAUACACGAGUAAUAUCUAUGCAACCAAAAAUGACUGCCAUUAAUUCCUGCAUUGAAAUGGACAUUACUGGACAAGUAUGUUCCGAUAGUUUGGGCUGUAAAAUGUAUUCUGGUUUUGGUGGUCAACUUGAUUUUAUACGAGGUGCAGCAUUAGGCCAAGAUGGUAGAGGAAAAGCUAUCAUAGCAUUCCCAUCUAUUACAAGCAAAGGAGAAAGCAAGAUACAAGCAGUACUGAAACUCGGUGCUGGAGUUGUUACUACAAGAGCACAUGUUCAUUAUGUUGUAACAGAGCAUGGUAUUGCUCAAUUAUUUGGUAAAACAUUGCGUCAAAGAGCUAAUGCAUUAAUUCAGAUAGCACAUCCUGAUCACAGAGAAUGUCUUGAAAAGGCUGCAUUUGAAAGACUAAAAACUAUGCCAACUAAAUAUCUGUGAAAGAAAAUGUUUAAGAAUUAUAUUGUCAAAGAUAAAUUUAUUAAAAUCAUGCUCAAAAUUGUUACCAAAAAAAUGACACUGUGUAUGUCUACUCUGUUUACGACUCUGUCUACAAAAUAAUUUUCUUCCGAUUCUGUCUACACGAAUGCAAAACAAUUUUCUUCAAAAUUAAUGGUUUCCAAUAUUAUAUUCAUUAUCCAUUAUUAUAAAUUUAUAUAAAUGAGAUCAAUCACAUGUACAACGAAAUAAAUAAUAAGUUAGCAAUAA
Messenger RNA from Vespula vulgaris, 2137 nucleotides. Its product is annotated as 4-hydroxybutyrate coenzyme A transferase-like. NCBI's taxonomy places the organism in Eukaryota, Metazoa, Arthropoda, Insecta, Hymenoptera, Vespidae. The transcript is spliced from 7 exons. Gene Ontology annotation, cellular component: mitochondrion. Gene Ontology annotation, molecular function: acetate CoA-transferase activity. Gene Ontology annotation, biological process: acetate metabolic process. The record is from RefSeq and is a predicted model, not a curated record. The coding region runs from base 461 to 1870 and encodes 469 amino acids.